Umbelopsis ramanniana AG is the source of this 2642-nucleotide messenger RNA. RefSeq lists its product as uncharacterized. Gene Ontology annotation, molecular function: protein binding; U3 snoRNA binding. Gene Ontology annotation, cellular component: nucleolus; small-subunit processome; 90S preribosome. The transcript has 8 exons. Lineage: Eukaryota; Fungi; Mucoromycota; Umbelopsidomycetes; Umbelopsidales; Umbelopsidaceae. Gene Ontology annotation, biological process: endonucleolytic cleavage in 5'-ETS of tricistronic rRNA transcript (SSU-rRNA, 5.8S rRNA, LSU-rRNA); endonucleolytic cleavage to generate mature 5'-end of SSU-rRNA from (SSU-rRNA, 5.8S rRNA, LSU-rRNA). The coding region runs from base 69 to 2519 and encodes 816 amino acids. The record is from RefSeq and is a predicted model, not a curated record.
CGGUCUGCCUUCGAUUUUUUUUUUUCAAGAUCCAUACUGUCGAUCCGUUCUUAAGAGUAGUGAAUCCAAUGGCAAACCAAGGCUCAGGCCCACUACAGUUGAAGACUAGCUUCAAAUCCUUGCGAACGAUCGAGUCCAUUUACACCGGUGGUAAAGCUGUAUUGACUGCCGACGAACAAUGGCUCAUUACAUCCAUUGGUGAAGACAUUGAUGUUACUGAAUUCGACACCGGCAAAAAAAUCUACCGCUUGAAAGGAGACACUGAAGUUGUCACUACCUUUGCUAUCAAGCCGGACGGAAAGCACCUUGUGAGUGCCAGUAGAAGUAUGGUGAUGAGAACUUGGGAUCUUUCCACCGGUCAAGUCGCCAGAAGUUACAAAGCCCAUGACGCCCCUGUCAUUGUCAUGGAUAUUGAUCGAACCUCAACCCUUGUUGCAACAGGAUCGGCUGACAGUACCGUCAAGGUUUGGGAUAUCGACAAGGGCUAUUGUACGCAUAAUUUCAGAGGUCAUGGUGGUGUUGUCAGUGCGAUCAAGUUUCAUCCUAGCAAGGACCGCUGGACAUUAGUGUCUGGAGCUGAUGACUGUCAGAUCCGAGUCUGGGAUUUGAAAUCUAGCAAAUGCAUAGCCGUGCUCGAUUCUCACGUCAGUGUUAUCCGUGGCCUUGACUUCUCAGCAGACGGCCAUACUUUGAUCUCUGGUUCUCGUGACAAAGUAGUCAACAUCUGGGAUAUGAAAACGCACUCAUUGAAAAGCACUUAUCCUAUUUAUGAAACUAUCGAAACAGUUGGAACAAUCACACCUCAAGCAGAUCUAUCGUGUUAUGGCACUAAAUACCAAAAGGCGGAAUUAUUUUAUACAGCUGGCGACAAGGGCAUCAUCCGAUUGUGGAGUCUCACCACGGGAGAACUAGUCAAAGAGCAAACCCCAGAAACCAACAGUAAGCAUACCAUUACUGAUGUUAUUUACGCCAAAGCAACCCAGAGACUUGCUGCUGUCACCAAUGACCAAAACAUCUUGAUAUAUUCUGUUGCCGAAUCAUUACGACGAAUAAAGCAGAUCGUCGGUUACAACGAUGAAAUUGUUGAUGUUCGCUUCAUCGGUGAAGACGAUCAACAUCUCGCUGUUGCCACCAACAGUGAGCAAAUUCGAGUCUUCAACGUUGAAACUCAAGAUUGCGACAUUAUCUAUGGUCAUUCUGAUACCGUCAUUUGUCUGGAACGUUCAAAGGAUGGUAGUGUGCUUGUUUCUGGAUCCAAGGACAAAACUGCGAGAUUAUGGCGUAUUGACACCGAUGCCGAAGCAUACGAUCAAAGAUAUUUGUGUGCUGGUAUUUGUGUUGGUCAUACAGAGGCAAUUGGAGCCAUUGCCUUUGCCCAUAAGUCAAAGAAUUUCAUGAUCACCGGAUCGCAAGACCGAACGGUCAAGUACUGGAACUUGAAAGAUACCGACUUCGAAAAUCCUUCCGAGGAUAACAAGCCCCGUGCGUUGUAUACGCAUCAAGCUCAUGACAAGGAUAUAAACUCUAUCUGCGUCGCCCCCAAUGACAAAUUGUUCGCCACCGGAUCACAAGAUAAGACGGCCAAGAUUUGGAACGUCGAGUCGGGAGCUUUGGUGGGUACAUGCACUGGCCACAAGCGUGGUGUGUGGUGUGUUCAGUUCUCUCCUGUCGAUCAAGUUCUGGCUACUAGUUCAGGAGACAAAACCAUCCGGAUUUGGAGUUUGAAGGACAUGACCUGUCUCAAGACUUUUGAAGGCCAUACCAACUCCAUUCUCAAGGUUGCUUUCAUGACCGCAGGUAUGCAAUUGGUAUCCAGCGGCUCAGAUGGUCUUGUCAAAUUGUGGACUAUUAAGUCCAAUGAAUGUGUCAGCACCAUGGAUAACCACGAGGACAAGAUUUGGGGAUUGACUGUGCGUAACGACGAACAAAUGUUUGUUACCGGUGGUGCUGAUUCUGUCAUCAACUUUUGGGAAGAUGUGACCUCUGAGGAGCAGGAGAAGGAAGCCAAGGAGAAGGAAGAAUUGAUUUUGAGAGAACAAGACCUUCAAAACUACUUGCUUAAGAAGGAUUACUUGAAUGCUAUUCUCCUCGCCAUGUCUCUCGAGCAACCUUUCAGACUGUUGAAUUUAUUCAACACCGUUCUUAAUGAGCGACCUGUAGGCGAUACCAGCAUAACUGGUUCACAUGCCAUUGACAAGAUAUUACAAAAUAUGAACGCCGAACAAAUCAACAAAUUGCUGGGCUACAUUCGAGACUGGAAUACAAAUGCGAAGCGAUCACGCGUUGCUCAGACUAUUUUGAACGCUAUUCUCACUCUUCAUUCAUCCGAAGAGCUUGUUGAGUUGUCCAACGCCAAGGAGCUCAUUGAUGGUCUGUUGCCUUAUACCGAACGUCACUAUCAACGCAUCGAUGAUCUUUUGACUCAAUCGUUCAUUGUUGAUUACACCCUGCAUGCCAUGGAUAUGGCUAACCCUGUCGGCAAGGAGACCAUGGAAGUGAAUGGUAUAGAACAUAAUUAGAGAGCUCAUAGAUUCCACUUUCCCCCAUUGUAAUUUCUUUUUUUUCCUCCUUACCUGCACCUUGUUUGGCAUCUUGAACACUGUACAUUUGCAAUAACAACCUCAUCACUUGAAAAGCACACC